UUUUGUCAGGCGCGAUGUCGCUGAUUGCUGGUGAUAUGAUCAGGACUACUUGUCGUUGCGUGGGCUCUUUCCGUAUCUCUCGGACCAUAAUUAUCUUGCUGCUGUUCUCUGGACAAGCCAGUCACCUCGUCUGUUUUGGCUACCAUUGUGUUCGAACUCUUGAAAAAGUAUAGCCAAGUUCCAGAGACUCGGUGGGCUGUUUGACACUGCCCUAGUUGUCACCAACUCUCUGUCCAAAAUGUCUUCCUCCCCGAACACGUCAGAAGAAGAAGGAAAUCAACGGACGAUGGGAACUGAGCCACCCAAGAAUACGCCUCCGUAUAUUCCGGUGGCGGAUUCCAAAGACCAACGACCGACGCUUACUGGACAGGCAUUCGAUGGGACUCAUCAACAGGUACAGACAGGGCUGCAAGCUGCAGGGACAAAUGUCACUCCAGUACAGCCUGAUUCCAACAAUAGCUUAACUCAGCCUAUUGGUCAGCAGCAUAGCCAUAUUGGACAGCCUGUCAACACUGGUGACUUCAGAGGAGUUAGCAGUGGUACUAAGGGUGGUCCAGGAUCAUCAAUACCAGAGUCACCAGUGGGUCUCCCACCACAUCCGCAACCAACCAUUAGUACUAUUUCAUCACCAAACAGUGUCCCAGAACUGCUUGACACAAUGGCCAGCUGUAACCAUCCUGCGGAAAUGCAUGCCAGCCGUCCAGACACCCCACUGAACCAUCUAGAACAAGGCGAAAAUUAUCAAUCAGAUAACCUGUCUGAACCUCCAUCGCCAUUGCUUGACGCACAUCCCAGACAUCAGUGUCACUGGCAUGUGAAUAACGGUCAAGAGUUAUGUGGGGUGACUUUCUCUGAUGUCUCCGAACUAGCUGAGCAUAUAAGUGACGAUCAUCUCCAACAGAAGGACACUAAUAAACAUGUCACACAGGAGGGUGGUAAUAUCCACUUCUGUCACUGGGACCAGUGUAAACACACCAAAGGAUUCAGGGACCGACAUAUGCUUGUCAAUCAUACACGAGUUCAUACAGGUGCAAAACCCUUUGUCUGUAAUCAUCCAUCUUGUCAUCCAAGGAAAUCCUUCACACGUUCCCCAAACUUGAAGAAACAUAACCUGGCCCACACAGGGAAGAACCCAAUUCCUUGUUCGUUCCCGGAAUGUACGAAAACAUUCGCCGACUCCUGGGGUCAAAAGAGGCACAUGGUCGUGCACACGAAAGAUAGGCCCUACCCAUGUGGGCACCCAGGAUGUACGAAGAGGUAUACGCAACCAAACAGGCUUAAAGAGCACUCUAAAAAGCACACCAAGCUGCAUGACGUUCAAAAUGCAGCCCAUGGCGACAACAUAGCCACCAAAGCCAGCACCAGAAGCAGCAUGAGCAACAGGGCAGCCUACCUACAGCCUACCAGAACUGACUCAGAACAGACGGCUUCUUCAGCAGCAACAUAUUCACUUCCCAUACCCGCCAGCACAGUAGAUGGAACAACAACCUCAUGGUCAACAUCCAGAACAGCAACCCUAGAGACACAAUCAUCACCAGCAUCUACCAGCACUUACAACCACACAUCAGCUACUGUCAUCGCUAGUGAAAACCUAACACAACAAUUUGAUGCAGCAGCAGUCGGUAUCACUGCAGGACGGGGCACAGAAACCACUGCCUCAGCAUUAGAAUCAGCAACACUCUCUCCCAUCCCCACGGCAGCUGUAUCACCAGCUGUAGCUGCAUCACAAGCUGUAGCUGCACCACUAGCCGUAACUGCAUCACCAGCGAUAGCUGCACCACCAGGGGCAGAGGCAUCACCAGCGGUAGCUUCAUCACUAGCAGUAGCUGCAUCACCAGCAGCAGGUUCAGCUGCAACAGCAUUUUCCACAGCAGCCGAAAGCUACUCAGCCAACACUAUUAAUUAUUCAUAGAGGACAAUUGCUGCACCCAAUACCGCCCUCGCAUGCCGCUCACUCUAUGUCAGUACUGAGAGACCUACCCAAAUAGGCUUAAUUUAGUGAACACACCUUACACGGCUUACAAACCCUGCUCUCCUCAUGAGCUGAAUAACAGCCUUUCCAAAAUAGCACUGCAGCCAGCUUCGUAAAUGGAUGUGUUAAAGGGGAAGUUAAGGCAAAAAUUAAAAUUUCACCAGUUGUAGUCUUCGGGGUGCUGAGUCGAAUGGUCUUGGUCCGAGAAAGCUGAGACACUC
Molecule: messenger RNA, 2193 nt
Organism: Sycon ciliatum
Lineage: Eukaryota; Metazoa; Porifera; Calcarea; Leucosolenida; Sycettidae
Product: pair-rule protein odd-paired-like
Exons: 2
Coding region: 239-1912 (557 amino acids)
Biological process (GO): regulation of transcription by RNA polymerase II
Cellular component (GO): nucleus
Molecular function (GO): DNA-binding transcription factor activity, RNA polymerase II-specific; RNA polymerase II cis-regulatory region sequence-specific DNA binding
Source: RefSeq, a predicted model, not a curated record